AUAAUUAUUGUAAGAACUAAAAAAAGAAUAAUCAGUGAAUUUUAGAGAGAAGAGAGAAAGAGAGAUUACCUUCUUCAUAGGAAAAUAUUUCUUUCUUCUUCUGCAUUCCUCAAAUUUUAUCUUCCCAAGAAACCCAAAACACAAGAAAAUCUUAAAGUGAAUUGUGGUGGAGAUGAAAGUUGGAGCUCCGGCGAAUAAGCCGGGUCGGAUCAUUGUUCAAGUUCUUCUUCUACAUCUUCUUCUUCUUCUUCAAAGUGCUCAUUCUCAGAGAUCACAAAACAAACUUAACAUCACAAAGCCUGGACAAAACAUACCAGCCUUAACAGUUCAGCUAAGGAGAGUUGGUCAUGAUGACACGGUGGUACUUGAUAAUGGUAUUGUUCAAGUUACUUUCUCGAGCCCAGAAGGCGUAAUUACUGGGAUAAAAUACCAUGGUAUCGACAAUGUGUUGGACGACGAAAUUAAGGAUCGGGGGUAUUGGGACGUAGUCUGGUAUGAACCGGGAAAGAAACCGGAGACUGACAAAUUAGAAGGAACUAAAUUUGAAAUCAUAACUCAGAACGAAGAACAAAUUGAAAUUUCAUUUACAAGAACGUGGACCAUAUCCAGACGAGGCUCCUUGGUCCCCCUAAACGUAGAUAAAAGAUAUAUUAUUCGAAGUGGUGUCUCCGGAGUAUACAUGUACGGUAUCUUAGAGAGGUUAGAAGGUUGGCCCGAUGUGGACAUGGACCAAAUCAGGAUUGUCUUCAAGCUCAACCCGAAAAAAUUUGAUUUUAUGGCGAUAUCCGAUGAUCGACAGAGAAGCAUGCCAUCGAUGGCAGAUCGAGACAAUUCUAAGACAUUAGCUUACAAAGAAGCUGUUCUUUUGACAAAUCCAAGCAACCCUAUGUUCAAAGGAGAGGUGGAUGAUAAGUAUAUGUACUCAAUGGAAGACAAAGACAACAAUGUGCAUGGUUGGAUCUCAUCUGAACCACCGGUUGGGUUUUGGAUGAUAACUCCGAGCGAUGAGUUCCGUCUUGGUGGCCCCAUCAAGCAAGACCUCACCUCUCAUGCUGGACCCAUCACACUCUCCAUGUUUACGAGCACGCAUUAUGCGGGAAAAGAGAUGAGAAUGGAUUAUAGAAAUGGAGAGCCAUGGAAGAAAGUUUUUGGUCCUGUCUUGGUUUAUCUCAACUCUGUCUCUCCCAAAGAAUCCACUCUUCGUCUCUGGAGAGAUGCUAAACGACAGAUGGCUGCGGAAGUCAAAAGCUGGCCUUAUGAUUUUGUAACUUCAGAAGAUUUUCCUCUUCGUCAUCAAAGAGGAACUAUCGAAGGUCAAUUCUUAAUCAAAGACAGUUACGUGUCAAGGUUAAAGAUAUAUGGAAAAUAUGCUUUUGUUGGUUUGGCACCAAUUGGUGAAGCUGGUUCAUGGCAAACCGAAUCCAAGGGGUAUCAAUUUUGGACGAAAGCUGACAGAAAAGGGAGAUUCAUAAUAGAGAAUGUGAGGGCAGGCAAUUAUAGUCUCUACGCAUGGGGUAUUGGUUUUAUUGGAGACUAUAAGUAUGAGCAAAACAUUACCAUCACGCCAGGUAGCGAGAUGAAUGUAGGACCUAUGGUGUAUGAACCGCCGAGAAACGGUCCAACAUUGUGGGAAAUCGGUGUACCGGAUCGAACUGCCGGUGAAUUCUAUAUACCGGAUCCUUACCCUACACUGAUGAAUAAGCUUUAUGUUAACCCACUUCAAGACAGAUUUAGGCAAUAUGGAUUAUGGGAUCGUUACGCAGAUUUAUACCCUCAAAACGAUCUUGUCUACACAAUCGGUGUAAGUGAUUAUAGAAGUGAUUGGUUCUUUGCACAUGUCACAAGAAACGUUGGUAACGAUACAUACCAACCAACGACAUGGCAAAUCAUAUUCAACCUAAAAAACGUGAACCGGAUCGGACUCUACACGCUCCGAAUAGCUCUAGCCUCAGCCGCUAGUUCCGAACUACAAAUUCGAAUCAACGAUCCGAAAUCCGGUCAUAUUUUCACAACCGGUUUAAUCGGAAAGGACAAUGCGAUCGCGAGACAUGGAAUUCAUGGGUUAUAUAGAUUGUAUAGUAUCGACAUUGCUGGAAAUCUACUAAGUGUUGGUGAUAAUACAAUAUAUUUAACUCAAACAAGAAGUAUAGGAAUGUUUCAAGGUGUUAUGUAUGAUUAUAUUCGUCUUGAAAGUCCUUUUAGAAGUUGAAAAAAUAAAUUGGAUAAGAGUUA
Arabidopsis arenosa is the source of this 2232-nucleotide messenger RNA. The record is from the annotation of a GenBank genome assembly. NCBI's taxonomy places the organism in Eukaryota, Viridiplantae, Streptophyta, Magnoliopsida, Brassicales, Brassicaceae.